Molecule: messenger RNA, 621 nt
Organism: Sordaria macrospora k-hell
Lineage: Eukaryota; Fungi; Ascomycota; Sordariomycetes; Sordariales; Sordariaceae
Source: RefSeq, a predicted model, not a curated record
AUGGAAGAAAUUAACCCCCUUCCCGCCAACUACCACCAAGCCCUCAAGCUUAUCGACGAGGCACACGCCCAGGAUCCGAGAUCGGUCGAGAGGGAGUCCGGCUCUGUGCCGUUCGAGCUUGAUUAUGCCCGACACAUGACACGAUGGCUGGCGUUGCGGGAACCAGGAGCAUCGCCCGUUUUGCAGCUUGCAUGCCGGGCUCAGCAUUUCCGACGAUGGGAAAUCCCGCGAAGCAGCUACCCCAUGACUCGGCCGGGAUAUCUCACCUGGCGCGCCAAGCUCAAGUCGCAAGCGGCCAAGCAGGUGGCCGAGCUGCUCGGCGACGCUUCCAUCCAGCCUCCGCUGAGCCAGGAGGAGAUCGACCGGGUGGCCGCCCUGGUGAGGAAGGAGGAUCUCAAGACCGAUAGCGACACGCAGGUGCUGGAGGAUGUGGCCUGCCUGGUGUUCCUGGACGAGCAGUUUGACGACUUUGAGAAGCGGCCGGAUAUCGACGAGGAGAAGAUGGUGGGCAUUUUGAGAAAGACUUGGGGCAAGAUGAGCCCGUCCGGUCAUGCGCUGGCCCUCCAGAUGCACUUGAGCGAACGGGCUAAGAUCCUGAUCGAGAAGGCUUUGGGGGUUUAG